Molecule: messenger RNA, 1233 nt
Organism: Abrus precatorius (Indian licorice)
Lineage: Eukaryota; Viridiplantae; Streptophyta; Magnoliopsida; Fabales; Fabaceae
Product: protein ALP1-like
Exons: 1
Coding region: 1-1233 (410 amino acids)
Source: RefSeq, a predicted model, not a curated record
AUGCACCCUCGCAGUUUAGCGGCUAUACUUUCGACCCUCGUCUCCCAACUCAUCCUCUUAAUUCUCCUCAUUUUCCCUCCCAAUUCCAACCCUCUCGAUUCCACCGAUUCCACUUUCCCCCUCGUUCACCACUUCCUCUUCUCACACCAAAUCGCCGCAACCCUCUCUCUCACACUCCCCAAACGCAAACGCAAACGCAAACGCAAACGCUCUGCUCAACAGAACCCGUUUCCACCGGGUCUCCACAAUCGGAGCCCCGACUCCUUCCGAAACACCUUCAUGAUGUCCUCUUCCACCUUCGAGUGGCUCUCAGGAUUACUCGAACCCCUCUUAGAUUGCCGCGACCCUGCCGAGCUCUUUCCGUUGAACCUCUCCGCCGGCAUCCGCCUCGGCAUCGGACUCUUCCGCCUCGCCACCGGCUCCGACUACCCCCAAAUCUCUACCCAAUUCCGCGUCUCUCUCUCCGUUGCCAAAUUCUGCGUCAAACAACUCUGCAGGGUUCUCUGCACCAACUUCCGCUUCUGGGUUUCAUUCCCCAAUUCCAACGAUCUUUCCUCUAUUUCCCAAUCAUUUCAAACCCUCUCUGGCAUCCCCAAUUGCUGCGGCGUCGUUUUGUGCUCCCGCUUCCAAGUCCUCAACUCUUCCACCUCCUCCGUCGCCGCUCAAUUUGUCGUCGAUUCCUCUUUUCGGAUUCUCACCAUCGUCGCUGGCUUCCUUGGCCACAAGAGCGACUCUCGGAUCCUCAAGUCGUCCACUUUGUUCAACGACAUUGAAGAAGGGACACUCCUUAACGCUCCUCCCCUUAACGCCGUUAAUCAGUAUCUUAUUGCUGAUUCUGGGUACCCUUUGCUUCCUUGGCUUAUUGUUCCUUUUGUGAACCCUGUUAACGGUUCCGUUGAGGAGAAUUUCAACGCCGUUCAUGAGGCUAUGCGUGUUCCUGCACUCAGAACCGCUGCUAGCUUGAGGAAUUGGGGUGUUCUGAGUCGACCCGUUACGGAGGAGAUUAAGAUGGUUGUGGCUUAUAUUGGGGCUUGUUCCAUUCUUCAUAAUGGGUUGUUGAUGAGGGAGGAUUUUUCUGCUUUGGCUUCUGGAUUAGAAGAUUGGACUCAAAGAUGUAGUGAUAAUAGUGAGCCUUGUGCAUUGGAGGAGGAGAGUCCUGUGUCUUCCAAGGCUUUGGCUUUGCGUAGCACAUUAGCUACCAUGGCUAAGAAAAUUCAUAAUUCUAAUUCUUGA